UCCUUCGCCAUGGAUUUUCCUCGUUCCUUCCUUAAUGAAAGAUCGACGCGCAUAUUGGCUUCUAGGCCGGUGCCAGCCAAUUGUUCCGUGUAUCUCUCUCCACUCUGGAUUGUUUUGAUCUCAAAUCGUGCCGCUACUGCACACAGACGCACCCGUGCUGUGAAUUGGAGCAGUCUAAUUAUGGCUUCAAGAUUUGCUGUUGGAGCUUUGGAGCUUCCUCUCUCCCCUUUUUCGUCCCAGUGCGCUCUCCACUCUCUGAUUGUGGCAGCCUAAACCAAGUGCAGUGCGACAGGAAAUACGGAGGCUUGAUACAUCACCCAAUCCCUCGGUUGCAGGAUGCUGUCGUCGAUGUCGUCGCCCCGAGGUCAUGCGACCGUACGAUGGCAGUACAUUUCGAGUGGAUACAGCACGUACUGGUAUGUGAAAUCUGUGCUUCGCUGGAUGUCCGUCGUCGCCGGUCUCGCCGCCUUGAUCAUCAUCGGCGUCUUGUGCGGUAGUCAUGCAGCUGCUUCGGGCACUUCAUUGCUUGACAUUGAUCCAAUACUAUUGAUCGUUGCCCCACUAUUAUCAUUUAUCACCAGUGUCUUUGCAACCACGCUAUUGUUCAGACAACGAAGGAACAGUCUAAUCAAUCCUGGCUGGUUACUGGCUGGAGACCUCUUCAAUGCUUUGUUCCUCUUAGUGAUCCUAGCUUUGAACAGGUCGGGCGAUUCUUACUACUGGUCAUAUUCUGACUUCAGUGGCUCCGGCAUUGCAGCACUGAUGGAUGCUCCGUGGGGACUCAAUCUUGCACUCGCCAUCUUGCACGGCAUUCUGUUUUUGCUUGACACAUGGGAGGUCAACAUAUACCGAAGAAUGAUGAGGGAACAGUGUGAGGAUGCCGACGUAGAGGACCUAGAAACCGGACCCUCUGCUUCCAAAUCUGGCUUCGUUGAGCCCCAUGCUGUGUCUGAAGAUAUCGAGCUACAGUCGACUACUUCAGCACAUUCUCCGAGAGACGAAUUACCGCCCUCGACUCCCCCAGUCCAAAGCCCGGAUGCAAUGGUUGGAGUCCCAGGCACAUUGCGGGUCGAAUUACCCGACGGACGCAUCCUGGAGUUGCCUGAAGGAUGCCGUGUAGAGCUGCCUGCUGAGCACCGAGUCGAGAUGCCCAACAAUUCUUUGAGGAUCAACACACGGCCGUUUGAGCUGGAUGCGACAUCAACGGCGUCGACUCAGUGGUAUAACAGUCCAUCUAUCGCUCCGUCGUACAAGACGCGAGACUGGAAUGCUAGUUAGGUCUAAUUAACGGACACUAUGCUUCGAUCUCAAAUUAUGAAUACUCCUGAGAACGCUCGCCUUACGCUUGUGUCGAUAUCUUCCC
Messenger RNA from Aureobasidium pullulans EXF-150, 1363 nucleotides. RefSeq lists its product as uncharacterized. The record is from RefSeq and is a predicted model, not a curated record. Bases 337 to 1278 code for a protein of 313 amino acids. NCBI's taxonomy places the organism in Eukaryota, Fungi, Ascomycota, Dothideomycetes, Dothideales, Saccotheciaceae. The transcript is spliced from 2 exons.